Molecule: messenger RNA, 468 nt
Organism: Opisthorchis viverrini
Lineage: Eukaryota; Metazoa; Platyhelminthes; Trematoda; Opisthorchiida; Opisthorchiidae
Exons: 3
Coding region: 1-468 (155 amino acids)
Source: RefSeq, a predicted model, not a curated record
AUGAAGCAGGAGACCCAACAAGGGAAACCGUGUGCUUGUGAGGGACUACCGUCCAGGGAUCGAAAAUGGACUGUUGGAGUUGUCCUCAAAAGGAUCGCGAGUCUUUCACCGGCGCUAGGCACCACACCGGAACAGCAGUCAGACAUGACAGAACACCUCUGUGACGUUCGUUACACUACAUCAACACAUCUGCAAAUUGCCAAGAUUGUUCGUGGCCCACUGGGUUAUGGCCGCAGUCAGGAAAGCCAUAUCCGAAUUGAUCGCUUCCAGCGCCUUGGUCAGGGUACACCAUUGGAGGAUAGUCAAAUGGGUGCCAGAAUGGUCAUAAUCCUGGGUCUCGGAGAAGAGGGUAGCGCAGUGACGCCUCGAAAUGUAAGAAACGGUCGAACAGAUGAAAAGGUCCAAAUGAUGACUAAAUCAGUACACUUGUCAGAUCUGCGCACUGGGGUAACGGGUCGAAUCGGCUAA